Messenger RNA from Haliotis rubra (blacklip abalone), 1497 nucleotides. Its product is annotated as BPTI/Kunitz domain-containing protein-like. NCBI's taxonomy places the organism in Eukaryota, Metazoa, Mollusca, Gastropoda, Lepetellida, Haliotidae. Bases 140 to 652 code for a protein of 170 amino acids. The record is from RefSeq and is a predicted model, not a curated record. Gene Ontology annotation, molecular function: serine-type endopeptidase inhibitor activity. The transcript is spliced from 5 exons.
GUGACACUCUGUGUAUAGUUUCCCAAGUUAUUACCUAUCUGGUGUAUAUAAAGACGCUGACAGCGACUUGAUUCUCAUAACAAGACCUUUCUGCCGAAUCUCGCACGGUGUCGACAUAUUACAACGACCAGAUAACAAUAUGGACAUCAAAACAGUCCUGUGUGCCAUUGCUGUUCUCGCCGCAGUUGAAGCGAGUUCGUUUAUAGAACCGGUUCCAAGAUGCUUGUUGUUUUGCCUCAAUGGUAUGGUCCCCGGAGAGUGUAAGUGUAACACGUGGCCCAGCCUUGGUGGCAGCCUGCUGGACAACCCCAGCGACAGGACACACCCCAAAGUCUCACCACGCUGCUUGUUCACGCGAUGUGGAAAGAAUUCCCGGUGCGUGGAGCGCUAUGGAAGAACUGUGUGUGUUCCUGCAUUCCACACAUACGGUGGUGUCCGCCCUACACGCAGACCCGUCAUGGUUGAUGACAAUUGCAGUCUUCCGAUGGUGAUCGGACGUUGUCGGGCUGCCUUCCGUCGCUACUUCUUCAACCCUGCCAGCGGCCAGUGUGAGCAGUUUCUAUACGGCGGCUGUGGUGGCAACGCCAACAACUUCAAAACUCUGCAAGAGUGCCAUCGCGUGUGUCGGCGUGUUCAACAGCCUGUAUAUUGAGAACAAUUCCUGGUCAGUUAGCUCCAUGCAGUUACAGUGCUGUUAAUUCUAUCAUUAGGCUCAAGAAUAUGACAUCAAUACCUCAGGCUAUAUUAACAUAGAAACCUGUAACAGGUAACCUCCCAUCGGUGAAAGUAGGUGUAGACUUCUGUACCAAACACAACCGGAUUUACACUGUUUACUUAUUUAAUUGAUAUUCUUCAUUAAUAUGUACAUCUGAAUGGCACAGAUAGAGGAAUUAAUCACACAAAAACAUGCCUACAUGUUUAGGCCAAGUGUUACAUAAGUCUUCCAGUCGUUCAAGUUUGACUUGAUGAGUUCAUUGUAUGUUGUUACACAUUUCACUGGUACUCGUAAACAUAUAACACCAUUAACGUUAGGUGUACAUCUUUAUCAUAGCGAUUUACCUUAUUGAUAUUAGGUCUAAUUAGGUAGACUGGAGCAUAAUAUAAUUUGGAACACCUUAAAAAGUUUUCAGCUAGUAAACACUGGUUGUCAAACAAGCAAGGAUUGUACAUGUGUAAUACGGACGCUGUUGAGAUAUUUGGUAGACAUAUUGGACAUGUCCUAAAGUCCAUGUAAGAAAUCCACCACCAUCAUUUACUGGUAUUCCUUAUUCCUCUUAUCCCUCAUCUGAUUCCAAUACAAAUAUUUUACAACACGAAAGUAAAAAAGGCUUCUACUAUGUGUCGGGUCUUACAGAAAAAUGCUCAUUAGGGUUUGGGUCAUUAACUGAGGAACUAAGGUAUGCGUAUUUGUGAUAUGUACGAAUGUGUAUAUUUCUGGACGAAAUUGGCUUUUUGAACGAUUUACACAAUAUGUAAUAAAUGAUUUUUAUACUGCAA